Molecule: messenger RNA, 3020 nt
Organism: Paramisgurnus dabryanus
Lineage: Eukaryota; Metazoa; Chordata; Actinopteri; Cypriniformes; Cobitidae
Source: RefSeq, a predicted model, not a curated record
GCUGAGUCACACCUAACAGACAAAUCUGUUUUGCACACGACUCUUAACACAAAAGCAGGAAACUACUUUUCAAGCGAGCGUCUCUCUCUGUCUGUCUGUAUAUUAGUGAAAUAUGGCAGAAGCUCAUAUUUUUCAGGACAAGUUCAGCUGUUCAGUGUGUUUGGAUCUCCUGAAGGAUCCAGUGACCAUUCCCUGUGGACACAAUUACUGUAUGAGCUGUAUUACAAACUGCUGGGAUCAGAAUGAGAUGGGAAUCUACAGCUGCCCUCAAUGCAGACAAACCUUCACACCAAGACCUGUUUUAUUUAAAAAUGUGAUGUUUGCUGAAAUGGUGGAAGAACUGAAGAAGACAAAACUUCAGACUGCUGUUCCUGCUGACUCUUAUGCUGAAGCUGGAGAUGUGGAGUGUGACGCCUGUACUGAGAGAAAAUACAAAGCUGUCAAGUCCUGUCUGGAGUGUCUGAAGUCUUACUGUCAAAAUCAUCUUAAACAACAUGAGAAUUUCUUCAAUGACAGGAGGCAUCAUUUGAUGAAUCCAACCAGACAACUUCAUGAGAUGAUCUGCUCAAAACAUAAUAAACAACUAGAAAUCUACUGUCGCACCGACCAACACUGCAUUUGUUAUCUGUGUACGAUGGACGAACAUAAAAACCAUGAUACUGUGACAGCUGUAGCAGAAAGAACUGAGAAACAGAGAGUUUUGGGAGAACGACAGAGAAAAUUACAUCAGAUAAUUGAGGAGAGAGAGAAGGAGCUUCAGGAGCUGAGAGAGGCUGUGGACUCUCAUGCGCGCUCUGCACAGACAGCAGUGGAGGACAGUGAGAGGAUCUUUACUCAACUGAUCCGAUCCAUUGAGAGAAGACGAUCUGAGGUGACACAACUGAUCAGAGAUCAGGAAAAGACUGCAGUGAUUCAAGCUGAAGGAGUCAUGAAGCGUCUGGAGGAGGAGAUUGAUGAUCUGAGGAGGAGAGACGUUGAACUGAAGCAGUUUUCACAUACAGAUGAUCACAUCCAUUUCCUACAGGGUUUUCAGUCUCUGUCUGCAGCUCCUGAGUCUUCAGUCUCACACAGAUUUACUCUCAGCUCUCUCCUCUCUUUUGAUGAUGUGAGAAAAUCUCUCUCUCAACUGAAAGACAAACUGGAGGAUUUCUGUAGAGAGGAGGUAGAGAAGAUAUCUGGUGAAGUUACAUAUAUCACAGUUAUUUCUGAUGAAUUGAAGAGCAGGGAGGAUUUCCUACAAUAUUUCAAGCAGUUCACACUGGAUUCAAACACAGUAAAUAAAUACAUUCAGCUGUCUGAUGGGAACAGAACGGCUACUUACACUAUCACAGACCAUCAGUAUCCUGAUCAUCCUGACAGAUUUGAUCACUGGCUGCAGGUGUUGUGUAGAGAGAGUUUGUGUGAACGCUGUUACUGGGAGGUUGAGUGGAGUGGUAAUGUUAGUAUAUCAGUGUCAUAUAAGAGCAUCAGCAGGAAGGGAAAGGGUCGUGAAAGAUUGUUUGGAUGUAAUGAUCAGUCCUGGACUUUGUACUGCAAAGACUCCAGCUGUUCAUUCAGGCACAAUAACAAACUCACUAAACUCCCUGUAGUGUUGAGCUCCUGUAGAAUAGGAGUGUAUGUGGAUCACAGUACAGGAUCUCUGUCCUUCUACAGCGUCUCUGAUACAAUGAACCUCAUACACAGAGUCAACACCACAUUCAUUAAACCACUUUAUCCUGGGUUUAACAUCGCUCCAGGUUCGGUAAAGUUUUGUUAUCCAGAAGUGUAGAUGUGGUGGAGAUUCUCUUCACUGUAAAAAUUAUUAUGUGCCUUAGUAAAUUUAACUAAAUAAAAUGAGUAACCAAAAUGUAAGUUAAAAUAACACAAAAAUGGAGUAAUUUAAGUUAUUUUAAAUGAUCACAUUAUUAAGUAAAUUCAAUUUAAUGUUAUUAUGUAAAUUCCACUUAAAUUUGUAAGAAGGAAAUUAACUUAAUAUUUUUUGUUGAUGCUACUUGAAUGAUUUUAGUAGACAUAACUAACUAGGCAGUGGAUUUCCCAUCAUGCUUUGCAUGGGACUGCAUUUGGAGAGUAAAAUUUGAAAUAAAAUUAUUUUAUGUGUUUUUAACUAAAAAGAAAGACUUGUUAGUGUUUUUUUAUCUUUGAGAUUUAGAAGAGUUUCUGUUUCUUCUUUGAGUUUUGUGGUUACCAUCAUUCAGAAGAGUGGUGCUUGUGUAUAGACAAUACUGUAGGCGACACAAUGAAAAUCCUGAUGUGUGUUAAUUCACUCAAUAAGCAAAACUGUGCGAAUGUACUGAGACCUACUGAGUCUCUUCUUACUUUCUCAACAUAAUGUGGCAUAUAGUAAUAAACAAAGAAAAGAAGAAAUUUUACGUGAUUAAAUCAGGAAGAUUCCAUUAAAGAAGUAACCCUUUAAAAGUUCUUAAAAAUGUUUUGCUAACAAUAUUAUGCAUAAUAUCUUUAAACAUUUUUACAGUGUAAUUUAACUUUAUUUAGUAAACUUAAGUACACUAUACUUUUUUGUUAAUUUAAAUCAGCUUUUCUAAGUACAUUUUAUUUAUCAUGUUUUUAAGUGAAAAACUAAUACUGUAAACUUGGACUAAAACGAUAAUUUAAUAUAUUCACUGAAUCCCUUUACCCUGGGCCUUGUUGAUUGUAAGACUUUCCACAGAAAAUCUUGUUAUCUUGCUAACUUGAUGUAAGGAUUUUGUCUUGUGUUGUGUUUUGUACUUUUAUUUUGACACCCUGUUCUGUUCUGGCUUUUAUUUUAAAAUCAUCUCAUGCCAUGCUUCACUUCCCACUUCCUGUAUAUUUGUAUUUAACCGGUAAAAUAUGUUCACUGCCUUAACUAAGCGUUCAUCUUGUAUCUUGUUUCCUGUUCUGUGUCUGGCUGUUUUUGACCUGUGCCUGUUAGUGAUGGGCAGUCCGGCUCUUUCCAUUGAUUCGGCUCUUUCGGCUCAAGCUCCGGCUCUACAUUUUAGUGAUGGCAGUCCGGCUCUUUUCAUAGAUUCGGCUCUUCUGGC